AUGGAGACGAAAUACAGCACGGAUAUCGCUGUUAGAUUAACAUUCUUUUAUUUGAAGAUCAUAGGCUUCUGGUUCGCUAGGAGUCGAUUGCAAUUGUGGUUUAGACAUCUGAUGGUGAUUUAUACCUUUAUUAUGAACAUGUUUACUAUGUGGCUGCAGUGCAUGGGCAUUUAUCAUUUCUGGGGGGACUUUACGAUGUGCACCUAUAUCCUUGUUAACGUGUCAGUGAAUAUAGGAAAGAAUGAAUCAGAGAGGGUGCUGCUUUUUCAUAUGUGGCUGGAUCUGCCUGUGUCCAUGUCGCCAUACUUUGAAAUAAUGUACGUUCUGCAGGUUCUAAGCUUGUGUCAAUGCAAUAUUGGUUUCACUUGCUUCGACAACAUCUUCUGCAUCAUGUGCCUGCACGCGGCUGGCCAGUUUCGUAUAUUGCAGUACAGACUGAAAAACAUGCGCGAAAUGGCCGGCAUACAAGAAGAUAAUUUAAAAAGUGCCUCAUAUUUUUCCUCCAAGUAUUUCAUGGUGUUUAAAAAUUGUGUAAGGCAACAUCAAAUGGUCAUUGCAUUUUGUACACUGUUUGAGGAAGUCUUCAGUGCAAUUGUACUCUGUCAAGUGAUUAUGUUCAGCAUGUUGGUGUGUUUACUUGGAUAUCAACUGUUUUUGGUAGAUUUAAAUCUUCCAAUGCUCGUUUCUCUAAUAUCCUUCAUAUCUGCGAAUUUGUGUCAGCUAUGGGUGUUCACGUACAGCUGCGACACCAUGACACGAGAGAGUUUGAAUGUGGGUACAGCGAUGUAUACAGCGCCAUGGCUGCAACUGCCAACAGAUAAAUUUGGGAAAAUGAUACGAAAAGAUUUGCAAAUUGUCAUCAUGAGGUCGAGACGAGGCUGUCACAUAACUGCCUGUGGAUUCUUUCCUAUAUCUCUGGAGACUUACACCAGUAUUAUGAGCACCGCUAUGUCAUAUUUUACAUUGCUAAAGGGGACAACAGUGGACGUUGAAACAUAA
Megachile rotundata (alfalfa leafcutting bee) is the source of this 999-nucleotide messenger RNA. RefSeq lists its product as uncharacterized. Gene Ontology annotation, cellular component: plasma membrane. Gene Ontology annotation, molecular function: olfactory receptor activity; odorant binding. The record is from RefSeq and is a predicted model, not a curated record. Gene Ontology annotation, biological process: detection of chemical stimulus involved in sensory perception of smell; sensory perception of smell. NCBI's taxonomy places the organism in Eukaryota, Metazoa, Arthropoda, Insecta, Hymenoptera, Megachilidae.